GUCAUAACCAUCAGGCGCCGGUAUUGAAUGACUUUGACUAUUGAAAAUUACAACAGUCAGCGCCAGUUCUAUUGUAUAAUAAUAUUAAACUAAUAUUAAAAUUUUAUUCUAAUCGUCAUGUCUAAGGAUAUUAUUGUUCUUACCCCCAAUGGAAGGAGACAAAAGGUUCAUUGUACACCUGAUACAAUAAUUUUACAGGUAUUAGAAGAUGUCUGCCGGAAGCAAGGUUUUGAACCUUCAGACUAUGAUUUAAAGCAUCAUAAUCAUGUUUUGGAUUUAACUACUACUAUUCGUUUUUCAAAUCUACCAAAUAAAGCUAUGCUGGAAAUGGUGGAAGCAGAAAGGAAACGACAAGAAUCUAAUGUCACCAUUGGAUUACAACUGGAAGAUGGUGAAAGAAGAACAGCAGAUUUUUCACCCAACACAUCUUUAUAUGACUUAGUAAUAUCCCUGGCGCCAGGCGAACUAAAUUCUUUGGAGCACCCUACUAUAAUGUAUAUGCGACAUGAAGUGGUUGGUGAAAAUGCUCUUCGAGGAAAGACAUUAAGGCAGUUAGGCUUAAUAGGGGGUAGAGCAAUUCUCAGAUUGUUAAACAAACAAACAGAGGCAAGACAAGCUAACGUUUCUGCUUUUUACCGCCGACCAGUCAUUGAGCAUAAAGACACUGAUGAGGGAAAUAUAGUGAAAAAAGCCAAAGAACAAAAGAUAGAUGAGCCACAUUCAGGGACUUCUGACAUGCAUAAGCUCAACACAGAACAGUAUCAUAAGCCUGAUAUUAUAGAAAAGUUUAAAGAAAGUGUUCUUCAAGAAAGUAAAAAAGAAGAAACUAAAGUAAUGGAACAAGAAAGUUCAGAAGAACAAGUAACAGCUACUAAUAAAGAAGAAUUGAUGGAUGUUGAUGAAAAAAAGAGCAAUUUAUCGUUUUCUUCGCAAUCAAGAGAAUAUUUGGAAAGGCGGCUUAAGAUUGAAGAGGAAGUUACAUUUUUAGGAGCUCAAAAAGCUAUAGCUUUUAUGCAACCGGAUUCCAUUGAAGAGGAAAUUGAAGACCUGCCAGAUGACUUCUAUGAAUUAACUGUUGAUGAAGUACGAAGAUUGUAUCAUGACCUACAACAACAUCGAAUUUCUUUAGAAAACACUCCCCUUGUAUCUUCAACAAAACAAAAGGAGAUCGAUGAACAGGCAUCUUUACAAAAACUCAAUGUAUACAAGAAUGUUGUGGUGCGAGUACAGUUUCCAGACCACAUUAUUCUGCAAGGAAUUUUCACCCCUAUGAACACGAUCGAAGAUGUAACAGAAUUUAUUAAAGGCCAUUUACGAAAUCCAAGCAAGGAAUUUCACAUAUUUGUAACACCUCUAAAAGAAACACUGGAUCCUAAAAUGACAUUAUUGGAUGCGAAGUUUGUACCUUGUGUACACAUGCAUUUUAAGUGGAUAGAAGAAGAUGUGACAAGACAACCAUAUCUAAAAGAUGAUAUAUAUGAAAAAAGAACUGCUUCUGAUGCAGCCAACAUUUUGGCUUCAAAGUACAGAGCCACCGCAAGAAGGAAACCAGAUGUGUUACCCGGUACAUCGCAAAAAGUACCUACUGCUUCGACAUCUAAAGGUAAUAAAAUGCCAAAAUGGUUCAAGAACUGAAAUAAUUGCCAAGUGUUCCGCUAUUAUUUUUCGAAUCGCACCAAGACACAACUGUAUAAUAUAUAAAUGGAACAAUUGUUGAUGGCUCCAUGUCUAUUCUUUGCAAUUCAAAUGAAUUUUAAAUAUUUUGUUGUAUAUAUUAUACCUUUACACAGUUAUUAAAAAUAAAACAAACAUUUUCAACGUAAUUUUAUUUAUUUGUAACGAAACCCAUUACAAGUAGUCUAUGUAUAAAAAAGUAUAUUUAUGUAGAAAAAAUACAAUUAAAUCAUACGUUAUCUAAGAAGUCCAACAGAUACUUUUUCACAGCAGUUAUAAAUUCGAAUUUUUUAUAUCAGAGCUAAAUGAGAUGUGUGAUAUAUCACAACACAACACUAUUUUGACACUGUGCAGCCACAUAAUGUGCGUAAGCGAAAAACCAUGAGAUACUUUUAUUUUAUUCCCCAGUUAAUUGAGCAACAAAAUAAAAAAAAAACAGAUAAAACGGAAUAAAAACGAAUAAGUCUGACACUGCCCCUCUGCCCCAAACAAACCGAGAGGAAACAUUUGAAGAUUUUCCAACUAAAAAUAAAAACGGUGGAGGACAACGGGACCUAUAAUCAGAAAGGCCAUCAUAGUUGUAUGAAUGAGGGUAAUGUUCCUAAUUUGCACCUUGUAGGUUUUAUAAUUUCACAUGUUUCAUUUGAAUCAUUAUCGCCUUUAUUUUCUUCGUAGUAUCUAUGUUCAGAGCAUCUUUCACCUUUUUCUUUUAACUUUACGCGAUUUGUAUUUGUUUUCUCGUCGACAUCUGGUAUAUCUUUAUUUUCAUCUUGUUGUAGUUUAAUGAUACUGUUACCAUUAGUUUUAAUUUUUGUGAAUUUCUUCUUUCUCAUUGUUGAAAUAGUUUUAAUAUUUCCCUCUAAAGGUAAGUUUACGUGUCGUUGUAAACACGCGCUACCUUUCUCGCAAUAUCCCUUGAGAAAGUCUGAGCAAAUCUUUGCCUUUUCAUUCAAUUUAACAUGUAAAUAAGGGCACUCAGCUUUAGUGCAAGUCCCUUGUAAAUAAAAAUAACAGGUGGGCAUUUUCUUACUUGUUAAAUCAUGGGAUAAAAGGCAUUCCUUGUCAUGACAAAUACCUUUAAUAAAUUUACGACAUAUAGAAACAUGUUUCUUAUCAUGCAGAAAUUCACAGGAGCCACGUGCGUUUCUCAGACAUUUUCCAAACUUGCGGAAUAAUGGACAGGGUAUAUUAUUUUUCUUAAGAUUUCCCUUAAUUAAUCUUUUAAUCCUUGAUUCCUUGACCACAUAAUUUGAUUUAUAUGGCUUUCUCUGAAUAUCUGUAUGUACAAUCGUUUUUUCAAGUUUGAAAGAAGAAACAUUACUAGAAUUGACGACUUUAAACACAUUCUUUCUUCGACUGAUUUGUGGCGUCUGAAAAUUUGCGUCAAUAUUAGGUACAGAAGGCAGGUAGCUGGCACUUUUAUCUUUGUUUAAAUGUAUUUUUGCAUCUUUCCAUGAAACUGUUUUAUACUUAUUGACUUUAAAAGUAAUCUUCGGUUUCUCAAUUGUUGAUUCUUUUGAAGGUUUAUUAGUUAAGUUUUGUCUAACUAAAGAAUAACGAGAUUGGGACACAGAAGCCUCAGGGAAAAUUGUUUUGCCUGUAACUUCUUGCUGAUAUGUAAUAUAUGAUUCUUCAGUAAAAGUGUGUAUAAGAGGUUGAUUUUCUUUUGUUUUGAAACCUAUUUGGUUGUUAGUACUCCUAUCUGUACUUUUAUAAUUUAUGAAAUUGGGAUUUAUAUAAAUUUUAUUCUUAUUUUGAACAUUACAAUGAACACUUGGUACAAGAUAAGAAAAUUUUGGAUUAACAUGCAUACUUCCAUUGCUGGAACCACUUUUUGUAUGAGGCCUAUUAAAAUUAGGGUUAAUAUAAACUUUGUUUUUACUAUUAUCUUGAUUAUUCAUUUUAUAUGUCUUUUAAUUAUUUUUAAGUUUAUUAAAUCAAUGAGUACUGAAAGUAUUUGUUCCCACUUUUACAAUUGAUUGUAUCAAUUAACACUGUCCUCAGUUCUUUUUCAAUCUCCUGCAGCAAUAGAUCAUUUAAUGUGUCUAUAAUAGUGUCUAAUUCAGAUUGUUUAUCCCCAUUUGUCCACAAAAGGCUCAUGUGGAAUGAUGGCUCCUGAAACGAAAAACAAGUGAAUAAAAUUCAUAUUGUUAAAAUCAACUAUUUUUUCAAAAGCCCUUUACAAACCUUGUAAAAUGUUGGCAGCUGAAAUUCAGUCAAAACAUCAUCCACCUUUUUCGAAACAUUUGAUAGGUUUUUAUGACUGAAAGGAUCCACAUCAAGAGAUAUAAAUGUUCUUGACUUGUCCUCGUUGCAAUAUACUUUGACUGCAGCAAACCCUAUAUCAAAACUAAAACAUAUCAGUUAUUAAAACGUGA
Molecule: messenger RNA, 4052 nt
Organism: Spodoptera exigua (beet armyworm)
Lineage: Eukaryota; Metazoa; Arthropoda; Insecta; Lepidoptera; Noctuidae
Source: the annotation of a GenBank genome assembly